ACUCAUUAAGAUUUCCUCAGUGAAAGAGAAUACAAACAAUUAUACAAGGUGUACCCAUCAUUGUGACAGCCAUUACACCAUGAAGAAACAUCAACUUUCUUGUGUAAUGAAUGAGAGAUGAAUGAAGUGUUGAGUGUCUUCUCUCUCCAGUACAGCAGGAGGCGCUCUGCAGCUCUUUAGUCCACAUAUAAACCCACUAAAGAAAGAAAGAAAGAGCUCGCGUGUGAUGUGUUUGUGUAUCUUCAGUGUUUUUCUCUCUUGAGUUUUUUAAACAGAGUCUUGUCUCUGUGUAUUUUAGUGUUGAUGAUGAGAUGGAUGUGAUUUGCUGUAAAUCAGGAACUGAUCAGGGCUUACAGGAUGAUGAAUCUACUGAUCAAACCUCCACAGAGUCUCUGGAUUCUGUCUGUAACGCUGGAGAACAGCAGCAGAUCCUGCAGACCAAACUCAAGAUGUGUUCAGUCAAACUCAUCGACUUUAGGAAUCUCAUGAUGAAGAUCAAAACUGAAUCUACAGAAAUUAAAACGGAACCUACAGAAAUAAAAACUGAACCAACAGCAGAUGAAUAUGAAGACAAACACCGUGAUGGUCAUGAUUUUAUUGUGUCAGAUGUAAGGAGUGAAUUGUGUUUGGAUGGAGAAAUAACGUCCUCAACAACAGAAGAGCGUCUGACUGCACAAACUCUUUCCUGCAUCACCGGUGGAGAGAUAUUGAGCUCACAGAGACAUUUAGAGAAACAUAAGAGAAAACGCACACAUCAGAAACAUCAUCUGAAGAAACACACCAAUGAGAGACCGUAUCAGUGCAGUGAAUGUGGAAAAACCUUCAGGAACUCAGGUCAUUUAAAAUCACACCAGAAAAUUCACUCUGAAGAGAAACUCUUUCAAUGUUCACACUGUCAUAAACGUUUCGGUCAUAAAUCUCAUCUGAUAGUUCAUGAGAGAAUUCACACUGGAGAGAAACAUCAUCACUGUAGUGUUUGUGGGAUGAGUUUUAAUCGACAUUACAGUUUAAUAUCACAUCAGAGAACUCAUACAGGUGAAAAACCUUACAAAUGUUCUCAGUGUGAGAAGACGUUUGCUCAAGUAGGCAACUUAAAAGCUCAUCAGAGACUUCAUACUGGAGAGAAACCUCAUCACUGCAGUGUUUGUGGGAAGAGUUUUAAUCUACAGUCUAACUUACUAGAGCACCAGAGAAUUCAUACAGGAGAAAAACCUUACAAAUGCUCUCAGUGCGAGAAGACAUUUGCUCGGUCAAGUAACUUAAAACGCCAUGAAAGAGUUCACACUGGAGAGAAACCUCAUCACUGUAAUGUUUGUGGGAAGAGUUUUAAGCAACGUAGCACUUUCGUGUCACACCAGAGAAUUCAUACACGUGAAAAACCUUACAAAUGCUCUCAGUGUAAUAAGACGUUUACUGAGUCAAAUUACUUAAAAAUCCAUGAGAGAGUUCACACAGGAGAGAAACCUUACGUCUGCUCUCAAUGUGGAAAGAGCUUCUCUAAUCAAAGAUCUAUUAAUGUUCAUCAGAGAGUUCAUACGGGAGAGAAACCUCAUGACUGCAAUGUCUGUGGGAAGAGUUUUAGGCAACAUGCUACCUUUAUAAAGCACCAGAGAAUUCAUACAGGAGAAAAACCUUACAAAUGCUCUCAGUGCGAGAAGACGUUUGCUGAGUCGCGUUCCUUAAAAGUUCAUGAGAGAAUUCAUACUGGAGAGAAACCUCAUCACUGUAAUGUUUGUGAAAAGAGUUUUAAUCGACUUGACAGUUUAGUGAUACACCAGAGAACUCAUGCAGGUGGAAAACCUUACAAAUGCUCUCAUUGUGAGAAGACGUUUGCUCAGUCACGUUCCUUAAAAGUUCAUGAGAGAGUUCACACUGGAGAGAAACCUUACGUCUGCUCGAUCUGUGGAGAGAGAUUUGCUUCUUCAAGAAGUCUUCAGAAUCAUAAGAAGAAACAUACUGAAGAACAAACUACACUGAAAUCAUCAUAUUCUUUACCCUUCUCUGUUAGAUCCACAUAUAAACCCACUAAAGAAAGAAAGAAAGAGCUCGCGUGUGAUGUGUUUGUGUAUCCUCAGUGUUUUUCUCUCUUAAGUGUUUUAAACAGAGUCUUGUCUCUGUGUAUUUUAGUGUUGAUGAUGGAUGUGAUGUGCUGUAAAUCAGUAGGAACUGAUCUGUCCAUGCUGGAUAUUGAUGAUUUCAUCACAGAAAUCUCUCAGCUGAAGAAAGAGGUGGCGUUACUGGAGACAAAGCUGAGAUUAAGAGGAGAUGAAGGACUGAAGAGAGAGGACUCCGAGCUCAGUCUGACUUUACUCUGUUAUACUGAGUCAAAGCACACAGACGCUCAGGACACUACAGUGUGUGACAGUAAUCAGGACUUACAGGAUGAUGAAUCUACUGAUCAAACCUCCACAGAGUCUCUGGAUUCUGUCUGUAACGCUGGAGAACAGCAACAGAUCCUGCAGAACAAACUCAACAUGUGUUCAGUUAAACUGGAGGACAGUGGGAACCAAACUGAGAUUAAAACACAACCCACAGAAAUAAAAACUGAACCCACACUUGAUGAAUAUGAAGACAAACAUAAUGAUGGUCAUGAUUUUAUUCUGUCAGAUGUAAAGACUGAAUCAUGUUUGGAUGGAGAAAUAACGUCGUCAACAUCAGAAGAGCGACUGACUGCACAAACUCUUUCCUGCAUCAUCGGUGGAGAGACAUUGAGCUCACAGAGACAUUUAGAGAGAAAACACACAGAACAGAAGCAUCAUCUGAAGAAACACACCAAUGAGAGACCGUAUCAGUGCAGUGAAUGUGGAAAAACCUUUAGGGAUUCAUUCUCUCUAACUUCACACAAAACACUACACACUGAAGAGAAACCCUUUCAAUGUUCACACUGUGAUAAACGUUUCAGUCAUAAAUCUCAUCUGAUAGUUCAUGAGAGACUCCACACUGGAGAGAAACCUUAUCUCUGUCAUGUUUGUGGGAGGACUUUUAAUCUACGUCAAUAUUUAGUGUCACACCAGAAAGUUCAUACAGGUGUAAAACCUUACAAAUGCUCUCACUGUGGGAAGACAUUUGCUUAUUCAGCUUCCUUAAAAGUCCAUGAGAGAAUUCAUACUGGAGAGAAACCUUACGUCUGCUCGAUCUGUGGAAAGAGUUUCUCAGAUCAUAAUGCCUUUAGAGUCCAUCAGAGAGUUCACACUGGAGAGAAACCUCAUCACUGUGAUGUUUGUGGGACGACUUUUAAUCAUCGUGUCAAUUUAGUGAAUCACCAGAGAAUUCAUACAGGUGAAAAACCUUACAAAUGCUCUCAGUGUGAGAAGAUCUUUACUCAGUUAAAACACUUAAAAGUCCACGAGAGACUUCACACUGGAGAGAAACCUUACGUCUGCUCUCAUUGUGGAAAAAGCUUUUCUGAUCCAUCUUAUUUUAGAGUUCAUCGUAGAAUUCACACUGGAGAGAAACCUUAUGACUGUAAUGUUUGUGGGAAGAGUUUUACUCAACGUGAUUAUUUGGUGUCACACCAGAGAACUCAUACAGGUGAAAAACCUUACAAAUGCUCUCAGUGUGAUAAAACGUUUGCUCAGUCAGUUCACUUAAAAGCCCAUCAGAGAGUUCAUACAGGUGAAAGACCUUACAAAUGCUCUCAGUGUGAGAAGACGUUUGCUCAGUCAGGUCACUUAAAAGUCCAUCAGAGAGUUCACACAGGAGAAAAACCUUACGUCUGCUCGAUCUGUGGAGAGAGAUUUGCUGCUUUUAGAAGUCUUCAGAAUCAUCAGAAGAAACAUACUGACACAAACUGCAUCAUAGUGUCUUGUGUUUGUGUAUCCUCAGUGUUUUUCUCUCUUGAGUGUAAACAGAGUUUUGUCUCUGUGUAUUUUAGUGUUGAUGAUGAGAUGGAUGUGAUUUGCUGUAAAUCAGGAACUGAUCAGGGCUUACAGGAUGAUGAAUCUACUGAUCAAACCUCCACAGAGUCUCUGGAUUCUGUCUGUAACGCUGGAGAACAGCAGCAGAUCCUGCAGACCAAACUCAACAUGUGUUCAGACAAAGCCAUCAACUGCAGGAACCUCGUGAUGAAGAUCAAAACUGAACCCACAGAAAUAAAAACUGAACCUACAAAAAUAAAAACUGAAUCUACAGAAGUAAAACCUGAACCCACAGCAGAUGAAUCUGAAGACAGUCAUGUUGAUGGUCAUGCCUUUAUUAUUUCUUCAGAUGUGAAGAGUGAAUUAUGUUUGGAUGGAGAAAUAACGUCCUCGACUUUUUCCUGCAUAACCAGUGGAGAGACAUUGAGCUCACAGAGACAUUCAGAGAGACAACAGACAAAACAGAAAGUGCUUUUACACAUCAAUGAGAAACCAUAUCAAUGCAGUGAAUGUGGAAAAACAUGUAGGGAUUCAUUCUCUCUAACAGCACACCAAACCCUACACACUGGAGAGAAACCCUAUCAAUGCUCACACUGUGAUAAACCUUUCAGUCAUAAAUCUCACCUGAUAGUCCAUGAGAGAAUUCACACUGGAGAGAAACCUCAUCACUGUGAUGUUUGUGGGAAGAGUUUUAAUCGAAAUGACAGUUUAGUGUCACACCAGAGAAUUCAUACAGGAGAAAAACCUUACAAAUGCUCUCAGUGCGAGAAGACAUUUACCCAUUUAACUUCCUUAAAAGUCCAUGAGAGACAUCACACUGGAGAGAAACCUUAUGUCUGCUGUCACUGUGAAAAGAGCUUUUCACAUCAAAAUACCUUUAGAGAUCAUCAGAGAGUUCACACUGGAGAGAAACCUUUCGUCUGCUCUCAAUGUGGAAAGAGCUUCACUAAUCAUAGUUCUAUUAAAGUUCAUCAGAGAGUUCAUACGGGAGAGAAACCUCAUCACUGUAGUGUUUGUGGGAAGAGUUUUAGACAACGGGCUACCUUUGUGAGUCACCAGAGAACUCAUACAGGUGAAAAACCUUACAAAUGCUCUCAAUGUGAGAUGAUGUUUACUCAGGCAGGUCACUUAAAAGUUCAUGUGAGAGUUCACACUGGAGAGAAACCUUACGUCUGCUCUUACUGUGGAAAGAGCUUCACUAGUCAUAGCUCUAUUAGAGUUCAUCAGAGAAUUCAUACUGGAGAGAAACCUCAUCACUGUAGUGUUUGUGGGAAGAGUUUUAGGCAACAAGCUGACUUACUAAAGCACCAGAGAAUUCAUACCGGAGAAAAACCUUACAAAUGCUCUCAGUGCGAGAAGAUGUUUGCUCAUUUAACUUCCUUAAAAGUCCAUGAGAGACUUCACACUGGAGAAAAACCUCAUCACUGUAAUAUUUGUGGGAUGAGUUUUAAUCAACAUCACCAUUUAGUGUCACACCAGAGAACUCAUACAGGUGAAAACCCUUACAAAUGCUCUCAUUGUGAGAAGACAUUUGCUCAUUCAGCUUCCUUAAAAGUCCAUCAGAGAGUUCACACUGGAGAGAAACCUUACGCCUGCUCGAUCUGUGGAGAGAGAUUUGCUUCUUCUAGAAGUCUUCAGAAUCAUCAGAAGAAACAUACUGACACAAACUACACUGAAAUCAUCACAGUGUCGGUCUAAUAACGUGCUAAAAAAAUGAUUGAUUUCUUUGAAUGACUUUGACCUCUGUAAUUUGUGGCACGAAAAGCAAUGUUUUUUUAGCCUGGCUCCGCCCUCCUACGUGCUUCAGCUUAAUUUUCACUUCAGUACUGCGUCUGGGACUGCUCUGUAGAGUUUUGUUUUCUCCUGCAAAAAUCUGCAGGUCCAAUCAGCAAACAGAGGGGGGUGGCUAAGAACGAUGACGUUGAGGUCGUGCGUCAGUUUGAGUUGUAGUUCAGUAAUGGCAGCGGAGAAAGUUGUUGCAAAACUUGCCGAAUAUGCAGAAGUUAAGCCGGAGCAAGAAGCAGGUUUGCUAAGUUUUGUUGGUCUGAUUAUUCUGACUUUUUGUUUCUGGCCAGUUUCGGUGAAUGAUAUACGUCAUAACCACACGUUAGCGAUCGCCUAUGGUAGAUCCUGAGUGACUCUGGGCAGAUCCAAUAAUUUUAAACUUCAACAGAGGACCCUCCUUAACAGAAGUAAUGCUUUGCAAUGGAGCGUGGCCAGACUCUCUGUACAAAUGAAAUGAAUGUACGAGAGUCUGGUUGGACCAGGCUAAUGUUUUUAACCACUCUGUCGAAUUUUCCCUCUAUUGCUCAACAAAUAAACAGGUUGACCAAUGAGAUCUGAGCAUUCCAUCACAUUCCCAGAGCCACUGCUGUAACUCAAAAUGUGAGAUGUGGUGUUACAGCACCCAAAACUAU
Misgurnus anguillicaudatus (oriental weatherfish) is the source of this 6274-nucleotide messenger RNA. NCBI's taxonomy places the organism in Eukaryota, Metazoa, Chordata, Actinopteri, Cypriniformes, Cobitidae. The record is from RefSeq and is a predicted model, not a curated record.